This is a messenger RNA of Rubroshorea leprosula, 1797 nucleotides long. Lineage: Eukaryota; Viridiplantae; Streptophyta; Magnoliopsida; Malvales; Dipterocarpaceae. The record is from the annotation of a GenBank genome assembly.
AUUUUGAUGCAAUUGCAAAACCCAAUAAUUCCUCACCUUUUGUGUUGCAUGACUUUUCACUUGAUCAUAAUGCUCCAGCAGAACAAGUUUCCAUUGAUCAAUUCCAUGCAACAAAUGAACAACCUCAAACUUGUUCCUUUCACCAACCAGAAGAUGGUACACCUGUGGAUGCUCAAUCAGUGGGUCUUUUCUAUCAAGCUCAAAGCAGACGGUAGUAUUGAGCGAUAUAAAGCAAGACUUGUUGCCCAAGGUUAUAAGCAAGAGUAUGGAAUUGAUUAUAUAGAAACAUUUGCACCAGUGGCUAAAAUGACUACAGUGAGAUUACUUAUUGCUCUUUCGGCAAUGCAUCAGUGGCCUAUUUCUCAAAUGGAUGUGAAGAAUGCUUUUCUGCAUGGGAAUUUGGAAGAAACUGUUUAUAUGAAGCCUCCUCCAGUUAUUGUGGAUGCUGAGUAUGUUCAGAGUUCCCAUGAUUAUUCCUUGUUCAUGCAUAACUCUUCGCAAGGUGUUACUCUACUUUUGAUUUAUGUCGACGAUAUGCUUAUUACCGGUAGUAAUAAGGAAGGUAUUGCUAAGUUGAAAGAGUUACUUUGUCGUUCUUUUCAGAUGAAAGAUUUGGGGCCACUGACUUAUUUUCUUGGUUUAGAAGUUCACUCAUCUUCUCGAGGUUAUGCGGUGAAUCAACGGAAGUAUGUUUUGGAUUUGAUCCAAUUUGCAAAUUUAUCUGAUGAUAAGUGUGUUGACACUCCAAUGGAAGUAAAUGUCAAGCUUAGGCAGAAGGAUGGUGAAAAACUCUCUAAUCCUAGCUUUUAUCAUCAACUUGUGGGUCGCCUCCUUUAUCUUACUAUGACUAGACCUGAUAUUGCUUAUGUUGUGCAAGUGGUUAGUCAAUUUGUUGUAGAUCCUCGGCGGUUACAUCUAACGGCUGUUCUUCGCAUAAUUCGAUAUCUUCAUGGCACUAUUUCAAGGGGACUUUUCUUCUCCUCUCAUCCUUGUAUGCAAUUGCAAGCUUAUGCAGAUGCUGAUUGGGCAGGUUGUCCUGAUACACGUCGCUCAACCACAAGUUGGUGUGUGUUUCUCGGUGAUUCCCUUAUUUCUUGGAAAUGUAAGAAACAGAAAACAGUGUCCAAAUCCACUGCUGAAGUUGAAUACCGAGCAAUGUCUUCAGCAUGUAGUGAAUUGACUUGGCUUCGAGGAUUUUUACAGACACUUACUUUUCCUACUCCUCCUUCACCUCUUUAUGCUGAUAAUAUGAGUGCUAUUCGUAUUGCAUCCAAUCAUGUCUUUCACGAGCGUACCAAGCACAUUGAAGUGGAUUGCCACUUUAUACGGAAUAUGUAUCUUGCAGGUGCCAUUACUCUUCCUUAUAUUGCUUCUGAGCAUCAAAUUGCAGAUAUUUUUACAGAGGCAAUGACAACUGCACGACACAAGUUUUUAGUGAGCAAACUGACACUGGUUUCCCAGCCUCAGUUUGAGGGGGAGUGUAGGAAAUAGGCAUAUUUUGUAAUUUUGUUUUAUAUUAAGGGCUUUUAUGUAACUUUACAUUUUAUAUAACCUAAUAUUUAUAUGCUGCUAAGGGUGAGCAGCUCGGCAGCGUAGACAUUGGGAUGCAGUCACCUACAGCAAAAGAUUUCAUUAUGGUGAAAAGGGAAGCGAAGGACUUACCCAGUUCUGUUUUCAGGAAUUGAUUGGAUAGCACUUUACAAGGGCCUAUUGACGUUUCUUCUUCUUCUUCUUCUUCUGCUUUGUCAUCCUCAUCUUCUGAGGGUGAUUCUCAAGUAAUACAGGACGAAGAUGGCC